AUCAAACCAGGAUGUUCAAACUAGCAGUAUUCUCCGCCCUCGUCGCCGUCUGCGUCGCUCGACCGGGACUCCUUGGUGCAGGCGUGGGCUUAGGAGGACUUGGACAUGGAAUUGGAAUAGCCGCAGCACCUCUCGCAGUCGCCGCCCCCAUUGCCGUCUCUUCCGGAAUUAGCCACCAGUCUAGGCUGGACAUUAGAACACCAGUCGCUGUGGCAGCCGCCCCUAUUGCUUUGGCCGCCGCCCCGGUUGCUCUUGCCGCCCCUGCUGUCGCCCUUGGUGGACAUGGGCUAGGAUUGGGGGGGAUUGGUUUGGGAGGUAUUGGAUUGGGAGGUGUUGGUUUGGGACUGGGAUUGGGACAUGGAGGACUUGCGUUGGGUCAUUAG
Messenger RNA from Anoplophora glabripennis (Asian longhorned beetle), 383 nucleotides. Its product is annotated as cuticle protein 64-like. The transcript has a single exon. Bases 12 to 383 code for a protein of 123 amino acids. The record is from RefSeq and is a predicted model, not a curated record. NCBI's taxonomy places the organism in Eukaryota, Metazoa, Arthropoda, Insecta, Coleoptera, Cerambycidae.